GUAGUUGUGUUUAUCUGUGAGGGUUCCCAGUGUGUACUCAUUCUGUGGCUUUUUAUUCAGUAUCAUGGAAAUAUUUUAACAUGUGCACUGGGAAGAGGCUGGGUUACCAUGGGAUUCCAAGCUCUCUGUGUGGGGCUGCUUUGUGUUAGCUUUUUAUCUUAUAUUUAUACACCCAUGCCUGACAACAUUGAAGAAACCUGGAAAGUAAUGGCCCUGGAUGCAGUUGCUAAAACUUGUAACCUUGUGGCCACAUUAUGUGAUAACAUAGGUCUUAUGAAAUAUGAAGAUGUAUUAGCAAUUUUAGCAUCAGCACACUUUACAAAACCAGUUUCAGAUGAAAACGUUACAGUGAUUGACACAGACUUUUGUGACAUCCCUGUUCGUCUGUACUUACCAAAGAGGAAGUCUGAAAGACGGAGACCAGCUGUGAUUUUCAUUCAUGGUGGUGCCUUUGUCUUGGGAAGUUAUAAGAUAGCAGCCUAUGAUGAUCUGAACAGAUUGACUGCAAACAAGCUCGACGCUGUUGUUGUGGGAAUAGACUACAGACUUGCUCCCAAGUAUCCUUUCCCAGCUGCCCUUGAAGACUGUGUUUAUGUGAUCAAGUUCUUUCUCCAGGAGAAAGUUCUUGCAAAAUACAGAGUGGAUCCCUCACGCAUCUGCAUUAUGGGAGACAGCUCUGGGGGUACCUUGGCAGCAACAGUGACUCAACUGCUACAGAAUGAUCCAAAUUUCAAAGGUAGAAUUAAAGCACAAGCCUUGAUGUAUCCAGGCCUACAGUCACUUGAUACUUUUCUACCAUCCCAUCAAGAGUAUCAACAUGGUCCAGUUCUGACCAGGGAGAUGAUAAUUAAGUUGCUUUGCCUAUAUGUGACUGAAGACCAAGUUCUACCCCAGGCUGCACUGAGGAACGAGCACAUGCCUGAAGAAUCGAGACACCUAUUCAAGUUUGUUAACUGGAGUGACUUCCUUCCUGAGAAGUAUAAAAAGAACCAUGUUUACACUGAACCAGUUCUUGGAAAAUUGAAUGCUUCCUAUCCAGUACUUGUGGACAGCAGGUUGUCGCCUUUGCUAGUCAAUGACUCACAGUUACAGAGUUUGCCAUUGACAUACAUUGUCACCUGUGAACAUGAUAUCUUUAGAGAUGACGGUCUCAUUUACAUCUCACGGCUUAGAAAUGUUGGGGUUCAAGUUACUCAUGAGCAUAUAGAGAAAGGAGUACAUGGAGCCCUAUCAUUCACCAGCGCUCCAGUGUUUUUAAAUUUAGGAUUAAAAUUAAGAGAUAAGUAUAUUAAUUGGUUAGAAGAAAAUCUAUAAGUGAAGCAUGUAGCUGGGUAAUCAAUAAAGAAAUCUGACUGAUAAACUUUGAACUGUUGUAUGAUGAAUGGGCACAAUAUUAUUUGGCUAGUGGAUAAAGCUACAUUUCAAUUUGAGUAAAAGUUACUGUAUAUGUUUGUGAAAGUUACUUCAUUAUUCCAUCUUAGAAAUAUUGCUAAAAUGAGGCAACAUUUCAUUAUCUGUAUUAAUUACCAUUUGUUGUGAAAAAUAUACUUUGAGUAUUCAAAAAUGGGAGAACAGUGGAAAGCAUGUCUUUCAUUACAUGGGAACAUUUUUGAGAUUCAUGGCAGUGAUAAACCAAAUUUCGGAUAUAUUGCGUGAAAAAAUAAUUAAAAAAAAUGGAAUGGAGUCAUGAGUAGUAGGUGGGUUAACACAUUAUUCUCUAGUAGACCAGUGUCAGAGAGGCAAUCAGGUAGACAUAGCUCUGUGAGUUCAAGGCCAGGUUGGUUUAUGUAGCUAGUUGUAAGACAACUACUGCUAUUUAGUGACACAAUGUUCCAAACCAGUGAAUAAGAAAGAAGAGUAAAGAAACCAUGAAUGAGGAAAAAGUGUGAUAGACACAACUGUAAUGACAUUUGUAUGAACUGAGCAGUAUACUAUAAUUCUGCUAUACUUUUUCCAAUCAUGUGUUCUCUAUUCAUUGCCAUAAUCUGCUCAAGGUGAAUUAAGUUAGUUGUUCUUUUUACACACUUCUCAUCAAGUCUAUAUUCUGCUUUUCAUAAGAAAAAUGUGUAUAUUGGAGGAAGUUUACUUGAUCAUGAACUGUUCCUAAAGUUUGAACAUUUGUGCCUUACACUUUUGUAAGAUCAAACUUGAUGGAAACUUGUCUGAAUUGUAUUUAUUGUGGGAUAACACCUCUUAAUGCAUGAUGGUAACUAUUGAUUGUAAGUAGGACUAUUAAUAGUAUUAUUUUGAAUUUUUGUAAUGAAGCAUUGUGCACACAGAGAUUGCAUACCCAGAGAGUUAUGCUAGUGGAUGAUCUCCAGACAUGUUUGUUUCCCUGCGAUGAUAGAACACAUCCUCCCAUUAAAAAAAAUCAACUCCUAAAUAGCUACAUUUCUACUCAGAAACAUUAAAAUUACUGUUUAAUUUUCUCAUAUCCUGGUGAUUCUUCUGCUUGUGUAUAUUUCUUUGAUAGGUUUGGUGCAUUUUUCUUAAUGUUGAAUAAAUUUUAUUUAAUGGAAAU
This is a messenger RNA of Rattus norvegicus (Norway rat), 2521 nucleotides long. RefSeq names its product AADACL2 family member 2 like 1 (gene Aadacl2fm2l1). The record is from RefSeq and is a predicted model, not a curated record. Gene Ontology annotation, cellular component: membrane. Gene Ontology annotation, molecular function: carboxylic ester hydrolase activity; hydrolase activity. Lineage: Eukaryota; Metazoa; Chordata; Mammalia; Rodentia; Muridae.